GCUUCAGUCUGUCCAUCAGAAAAAUGGGCUCACCCAGGGCCAUGUAUCUUGCACCUCGGCAGGCACAGCACCCAGCUCAGCAGAGCAGACAAGUUCAGGGCCGGGAUGGUGAAAGCUGGUCUGAGCAUCAUUACCUUAGCAGGGUGGCAGUGUCCUUGCUCUCUGGCAAGUCAUGCGGGCCAGCCUGCCCCUGAGAUUGUGACACCCCUCCCCCGCCGAUGACCUCACCCCGGAGCGGCCAGUGGGAACCCUGGGACAGGUCUGUGAGGUCACCCCAUUCCACUCCACAAAGACUCUUGUUGGGCAGCAGCCACUGGCUUGUCUCCAUCCCUGGGGGAGUUUCUGGGACUCAAGGAUUCAAGAGCUCUGGAGAGCGACGUGGGGCGUUGGGGACUGAGGACCCGCCAGGUGCUGACCCUGGGAGACCAGGAGCAGGGGUACAGGUCUUGUGGGUGGGAGCAGUGUCACCCAGCAGUUCCGGGAGGCCCAGGAAGCCCACGGCCUGGCUCGGGCACCGUCACCGCCGCCAGGCCACCAUGGUCCUCGGCUGGCUGCUGCUUCUGAUGAUGGCUCUGCCCCCGGGCACGACGGGCGUCAAGGACUGCGUCUUCUGUGAGCUGACCGACUCUGCGACCUGCCCCAGUAUCCCCAUGCGCUGUGGCGAUGACGAGGACUGCUUCACGGGCCAUGGUGUGGCCCCAGACAUUGGUCCCAUCAUCAACAAGGGCUGUGUGCAGAGCACUUUGUGUGGCCGCGAGGAGCCCGUCAGCUACAAGGGCGUCACCUACAGCCUCAUCACCACCUGCUGCACGGGCCACCUGUGUAACGGGGCCCUUGACCCCCCAGGUGGCCGGAUGGCCGGGGCCACCACCGGCCUGGCGCUGGGUGUGCUGCUGUUGCUCCAACACGUGCUGUGACCACCCUGGAGGGCGGGGCCCGGGACUGGUCUCUGAGCUCCGCUGCUCCCCGUGCCCCCUGCCUCUACCCCCU
Molecule: messenger RNA, 990 nt
Organism: Phacochoerus africanus (Common warthog)
Lineage: Eukaryota; Metazoa; Chordata; Mammalia; Artiodactyla; Suidae
Gene: SPACA4
Product: sperm acrosome associated 4
Exons: 1
Coding region: 219-917 (232 amino acids)
Source: RefSeq, a predicted model, not a curated record